AUGUCUCCCUGUACGACUCGAACCCUGCCCGGACAGACCACUCUUGGAUACAGGAAUCAAAUCACCCAAAUAACAUCUUUCCUGGACGCUUCGCAGAUCUAUGGCUCAACGAAACGCAGCUUGAUCGACUGCGCUCGGUUUUUGGAGGGAAACUCAACGCGUUCAAAACUCAUGGAAAAAGAGAUUUCCACGCCACCAAAUCCCGACGAUCCUGACUGUCGACAUCGGGCCGGGAAUUCCCUUGCUUUAGAGCAGGUGAUGAUCAGUAACUCUCAAGUGCCCACCCUGGCCUCGUUGCACACAAUAUUUUUUGCGAGAGCACAACAGAAUCGCCGACGAGUUGUCACAAAGAAAUGCUCACUGGGGAAACUCGUCGCAUCAUCGGCGCUCUCGCUUCAAAGCAUCAUCUUCCUCGGAGUUCUCCCGAAAAUCAUCAGCCAUAAACAAAUGCGAAAAUACGCGUUGAAUGCGGAGAAAGCGGACAUUUCAAAAGUGGCUUGGACUCGUUGGUGUUGGGUUUGGUGGGUUCGUCGGCGAUGCAAAUGGACAGACAUGUCAGCGACGGGGUUCGCAAUCAUCUCUUCGUCCGGCGAGGGAAUUCAACUUCCGGUAUGGACUUGCCAGCGAAUUAAUAUACAACGAGGAAGAGAUCAUGGGGUGAAUCCGUACAAUGAUCACAGAGAACUCUGUGGCCUAAAGCGAGUGACCGAAUUCGCCGAGCUCUCCAAUGAGAUCUUUUCGCCGGGAUUCUGUCAGAGCGUCGAAUUCAGGGAGCACUCAAUCGGUCCAACCGCUUCUUGUCCUUAUCGCCGAGCAAUUCGCCCGUCUGGUAGCGAUGCGAUCGACACCAUUUCGAGGAACGAUCUACCGUAUACGAGAUUCAGCUUGGCUCAAUUGUCAUCGAUUCGCUCGAUCAGCCUCUCAUCGAUUAUCUGCUUGAACUCAAAGGUACAACGUCUGCAACCCGAUCUUUUCGCGAUUUCUGAUGAAAUUAGCAAUCAUCCUCUCACUUGUUCUUCUUAUCGACCAAUCAAUUUGGAUCCAUGGAUUGAGAAUCAAGACUGUGAAAUGGGAAAGAGGUUUCAACCAUCGCCGUGCACGAGUUGUAUUUGUACGAAAGAGGGGCGUCAAUGUCAAUCACUAAGCGUCACGAAUUGUGGCCAACUUUUGAGAGAUUUCGGGUCGCGAAUCGCUUUCGAGGACAUCGCUUGUCGUGUUCAAUGCGGUCUUAAAAAUCGUGAU
This is a messenger RNA of Mesorhabditis belari, 1242 nucleotides long. The record is from the annotation of a GenBank genome assembly. NCBI's taxonomy places the organism in Eukaryota, Metazoa, Nematoda, Chromadorea, Rhabditida, Rhabditidae.